UCCUAGAAAAAUCAACAUUUAGACGGUUGUACAACAUUCAUUAAAUUCUCCUUCCUCUCUCUUCUUUCUCUCUCCUCUCUGUUUCUCGUGAAUUUUCUUAUCUUCCUCUCUCUCUUCUCUCUCAUGAUUUCCGCGCUUAUCAUUCCAAUUUCACAUUUCCACUUCUUCGAUCCACAUUGCAUUCAUCAUCAUCAUUUUCUAGGGUUUCAAAUUCGAUCACAAAUUUUUCGACGCCAUUGAAGAGUAAAACCUAGAGCUUUUGAUUCUUAUCACGAAUUUCAAAUUCUUCAUCGUCCGAAUAACCGCAUUCAUCAAUUUUUACACCUGCAAAUUUCUCGCAUUGUGUUCUUCGUUCGUCGAAAAAUUUUCAAAUAUAAAGUUUUUUUUUACCUUUCUUCCGAUGAAUCGGCGAUGAGGUGGAAGAGGAGAGAGAAAUGGAGGUUAGAUCAGACGGUUUGCAGCAAGUGAGGUAUGAGAAGAUACCGGUAACAACAGUGAUUGAGAGAACUAGGUUAAAAGUGUGGUUUAUUAGGGUUUGCUCAACUUUUGUGGUGUGGACUUGCUUGGUUCAGCUUGUUGCCAUUGAAGAGUUAUGGCGUCCAAGUUUCCUCGCUAAUUUUUCAUAUACACUGUCGCAUAUUUCUACAGUUCCUUCGAUUAUCUCUACUCCUCCUCCACCAGUUCUUCUUCCUCCAAGGAACUACACAAGUAAUGGGUUUCUUAGAGUAACAUCAAAUGGAGGCUUGAAUCAAAUGCGUGCUGCGAUAUGUGACAUGGUGACAGUUGCUCGGUUCUUAAAUCUCACUUUAGUUGUCCCAGAGCUUGAUAAGACAUCUUUCUGGGCAGAUACAAGUAACUUUGAGGACAUCUUUGAUGUGAACCAUUUCAUUGAUUCCUUAAGGGAUGAGGUCCGGAUCAUUAGGAGACUACCAAAGAGGUAUAAUAGGAAGUAUGGAUUCCAACCGCUGGUUAUGCAACCAAUUAGCUGGUCCAAUGAAAAGUACUAUAUUGAACAGGUUCUGCCUCUUUUUGAGAAGCAUGAAGUGAUACAUUUUAACAAAACAGAUGCGCGUUUAGCGAACAAUGGACUUCCUCUUGAAUUUCAGAGACUCAGGUGCCGUGUCAAUUUUCAGGCCCUGCAAUUCACUCCUCAAAUAAAGGCUCUGGGUCAAAAAUUGAUCCGCCUACUUCAAGCAAAGGGGCCUUUCGUUGCUUUGCAUCUAAGAUAUGAGAUGGACAUGCUGGCUUUCUCAGGUUGUAACUAUGGCUGCUCCAAGGAGGAAGCUGAGGAUCUCAAGCAGAUGAGGUAUGCAUACCCAUGGUGGAGGGAUAAGGAGAUCAAUUCUGAGGAGAAGAGGUCCCAAGGUUUAUGUCCUCUUACACCUGAGGAAACAACUUUAAUUCUACAGGCCUUGGGUUUUGACAAGGACACCCAGGUAUAUAUUGCUUCUGGAGAAAUUUAUGGUAGUGAAAGAAGACUAGCAGCGUUAAGGGCUGCAUUCCCCAAUACGAUUAAGAAGGAUAUGCUGCUUAAUCCAGAUGAUUUACGGCAAUUCCGGAAUCAUUCUUCUCAAAUGGCAGCGUUAGAUUUUUUGGUUUCAGUUGCCAGUAAUACAUUUAUUCCUACAUAUGAUGGCAACAUGGCAAGGCUAGUUGAAGGUCAUCGCAGGUAUCUUGGUUUCAAGAAAACCAUUUUAUUGGAUCGGAAAAAGCUUGUUGAAUUGGUAGAUUUACAACAGAAUGGGACACUUCCAUGGGAUAAUUUUGUUGCUGGUGUUAAGGAUGUGCAUUUAAACAGAUUAGGACAACCCGUUCUCAGGAAAGUUAUUCCUGAUAGACCAAAAGAGGAAGAUUACUUUUAUGCCAAUCCCCAAGAAUGCCUUUGUGAAGAUCCUAAUUGCAGCGACUUAAUAACAGCCAGUAACACCAGUGUUCUACAUUGAGAUUUACAAUUUUGUUCUCAAGUGUGCGUAGCUUAAUCAACAAGUUUGAGCUAAUUUAUGAGCGUAUUAUUUUCGAGUGAUUGAGUAACUUGUUAAAAGCUUAUGGUAAAUUAUCCUGAAAGGUUUGCUUGGCCAUGAACGAUGGUCUUGUGAGCUCUCAGGGGAAGUUGAAGAGGAGGAACACUCUGCAAGUUAGUAAGAUAUAGUGUUUUACCGAGCCGAAAAAUAGGAGGUUGUUCCAGUAGGAUACGUCAGUCUGAUGGUGUGUUUGAUUUGGCACAUUUCUGCCAAGUGAAUAGGAGAAAUUGUCCAUGAAGUGUUAUAAGUAGGUAUAAUCUGAUUCAUUCUGCAAAAGAAGCAGUUUGAUUCUCUUUUCUGCCUUCCUUAGGUUCUAGCAAAGCAGUAGAAUUUUCGAUGUCUUCUUUUUUUCCUUCUCUCCCUAACUUGUAUAGUGUAAUUCAUUUUUCGCCUGAAUCAUAUUCCACAAGAGCUGAUAUGAAUUAUGGAAUGUAAUUCUUUGCUUGGAAUAAAUUUGUCUACUGAA
Beta vulgaris subsp. vulgaris (sugar beet) is the source of this 2487-nucleotide messenger RNA. RefSeq lists its product as hypothetical. Gene Ontology annotation, cellular component: chloroplast; cytoplasm. The transcript has 8 exons. The record is from RefSeq and is a predicted model, not a curated record. Lineage: Eukaryota; Viridiplantae; Streptophyta; Magnoliopsida; Caryophyllales; Amaranthaceae. Bases 435 to 1943 code for a protein of 502 amino acids.